CGACCACCGUACGACAGAUCCCACUGUCCACAUAAUAACAUGAGUGGCUGCUUGCCUCAGUGAAACCCUUAUCUUCAUAUCGGUUCAUCAAACUCCAGUUUACUUCGUAGCUAAUCAAAUGACAGAACAGUUAGGCAGAUAGCCUCACAUUUGAACGGACAGUUUUAUGCUGCAACAUGGAGUAUCUGCUUCAGGUGAAAAUAGGCGCUCUGAUCGGUUUAUUGCUCUUAACUCUUCUUUUUGGAUUUAUCCCUGCUCGAAUCAAAUGGUUCAGAGACACAAACGGGACAGAAAUCCACCGCACAGUUCUGAGCCUGAUCAGCUGUUUUGCCGGUGGGGUUUUCCUGGCAGCAUGUCUGCUGGACAUCAUUCCAGAUUAUCUGUUGGACAUCAACGCUGAGCUGGAUGCUCGGAAGGUGGAGACCAGCUUCCCCCUUCCAGAGUUCAUCAUGGCUGCCGGCUUCUUCAUGGUCCUCAUACUAGAGAGGAUUGUCCUGAAUUUUCGGGAGAUGGCAGCAUCUCAGGAGGAGAGGGCGCCCCUUAUACCGGACAACAGUAAUGGCCAUGGACAUGGACAUGGCCAUGGAACAAGUCCUGAUCUGGAGGGCAGCGGCCAACACGUCCAUGUAGACUUUCAGGCUCACUCCCCCUUUCGCUCCUUCAUGCUCUUCCUCUCCCUCUCGCUCCACUCGGUUUUUGAGGGUCUUGCUAUCGGCCUGCAGAGCACGGACUCAAAGGUAUUAGAGAUCUGCAUCGCUAUACUUGUCCACAAGAGCAUCAUAGUGUUCAGCCUGUCGGUGAAGCUUGUCCAGAGCACAGUCCGUCCAUUAUGGAUUGCCGCUUACAUCACCGUGUUCGCCAUGAUGUCGCCUAUAGGCAUCGGCAUCGGCAUCAGUGUGAUGGAGGCUCGGCUAGCAGCUGGAGCUCUGAUCCAGGCCAUCCUGGAGGGGCUCGCCGCGGGGACGUUUAUUUACAUCACCUUUCUAGAGAUCCUCCCGCAUGAGCUCAACUCCCCCGGGAAGCAGCUUCUCAAGGUGCUCUUCAUCCUGCUGGGCUUCAGCGUCAUGGCAGCUCUGACGCUUUUGGCAUGAGACUGAGACCAGUCAAGCUGUCUUCGUCAGAAAAUAAGUAGUCGGUUCACUGCUGCACUGUUUCACCCAACUCUGGAGUUUUUAAUGUCAAAGAGAGCAUGACAACAGAUGUUGAUGUUUUAUUGCUUUUAAAUUCUUUUUUUAAUUCAUAAAGGAGGAGUCCGGACUAAUAUGACUAUAUCAUAUAUUUUUAAGAGGAGUUUAUGUAAAGAGGAACCACUUCCUGCAAUCUUAAGUUUGAACUGAGAGAAGCACAGGGGAAAGAAGUGGCAUAUCACAGAGUCCCCUCAUUUAUCACCGGCCUUGUUUUGGACCUGCAAACAAAACCAGAGCUUCGCACCUUUGACACUGUUGAGGACAAAAAGACUGGACACAAAGGGCCAUGUUGUAUGUAUAUGAUACCCUGCAAAUUCAAUCAUGUCAGUUUACCAGGUCUUUAAUGUUUACAUUGUGUUUGAUACUAACUGAAAUGUGAAGCUUCUUCUUUCCAAACGGCACUAAUUGUGCCUUUUGUUGUAUAAGUGUCUCAUAUGGUAGGUUCUUCACUGCAGGCUCAGAUGGCAUGUGUAACUUGUUAUUAAUUGGCGUGACCCUGGGUUAUUUGGUAAAUACUGGCAUUUUAGUGCAAUGCUUUUAGAUGUAGUUUCCAGCAUUAGGCUGCUUUGCUUCUCAUUACAAACUGUAAUAUCAACAUUGUCCAGUAAACUAGUGUAAAUGAAAACUCAAUUCUUGAUGCCUUGAGAAGUUGUAUGCCAAAAGAAAUAGUGGCAAUGAUGAGAAAAUAUGUGGGAUUUCUUUUUAUACUGCUUGCACUUUUUCCAAUAAAGAAUCAGUGAUUACCUACAAAUGAGCAAGGUUCAAACAGAGUUGGCUUUUAAAAACCCACAAUUCAAAUAAGCCGAUCCCUGUGAUUUACAUUAUGUCGACCUUUGUCCCAGUUUAGUACAUUCACUUUUCCAACAUUGCAGUUGAAAAACUGAAUGUACUGAAUGCUGUUUCUUGUUAAACUCAUGUUCUAUGUCGAGUGCUUUACUUCUCCAUUUUGAUCCUAAACAAAUAAAUAAGCUUUAAAUAUCAAUAUAUUAUAUUGUUGUGUCAACAAAUCAACCAAGCAGAAAACAACAGUAAAACACAUCGAGUACACAACUGUUUUUCCUUAUGUUCCACACAUGUAAAGUGGCUUUAACAAAGUAUUACAGAGAGAAAUACAAUGUUUCAAAACUGAAAUAAAGAAAAAAAAAAUAUAUAUAUAUAUAUAUCUCUCUAUCUAUCUGUACUUUCGGCCUGUUACACUCAAACUCGACAAGUAUAUUAAGUCCAUGUAUGUAAUUAUAGUUUUGAACUGUCCCUGCUUAGUCUCAAUUCCUGUUUUAGUCUGUCAUGUGAUUGUCCGAAUGUAGAACAAAAAGCAGGAAGUUGAAAGGUGUUGGUAGGGACAAAAAUGUGGCAUGUUGCAAGUGCACCAUUAUUUUCAUUAGGAGUCAUCUGAUCAAAGUAAUAGGUUGAAACUGUUCCCCAAUAGCAAAGCCUCUGCUUUCACUUCAGUGUUGUUAAUGUUCUUGUUGUCAGAAUAGCAACGGGUGCAUUAUAAUGUGUAACAAUUAUUUGUAACGUACAAACUCAUCAAUUGUCUUUUGCAAGAACACCUGCAUAUAUUUCUUUGUGAUUUAUGAUUGUUAAUCUCGUGAGACAACUUUGUUGUCUGAUGUGUAAACUUGAUCAGAUGCCUUGUUUGUUGUUUGUUGUUUGUUGUGUGCAAAGGUUGCUUAAACUUAAUUUAAACAUUCUUUAAAUACAACUUCAAUUUACUCAAAUGACUCUUUCAGGGAUAUUUACAUAUUUAAAGUACGUUAAACAAAUACUUCUUGUACAAUAAACAUACUGUAUAUUGA
Molecule: messenger RNA, 2983 nt
Organism: Cottoperca gobio
Lineage: Eukaryota; Metazoa; Chordata; Actinopteri; Perciformes; Bovichtidae
Gene: slc39a1
Product: solute carrier family 39 member 1
Exons: 4
Coding region: 177-1091 (304 amino acids)
Biological process (GO): zinc ion transmembrane transport
Cellular component (GO): plasma membrane
Molecular function (GO): zinc ion transmembrane transporter activity
Source: RefSeq, a predicted model, not a curated record